CAAAAGGUGAAUGCUUGGAACAGCCCAUGAUCCGAAGGGCUUGGAGGAGCAAGGGUCCGAAAAGGGGACCAUCAAAGCCCAUUGGUCAGUUUCUGGAUCACACUCUUUGCUUCGAUCCCCUCAUGUAGACUGUGCACGCCUCUCCUUGGCCGCCCAACACGUGGGGCAUGGCGCGGCGCUACUUUGCAUCACCCUGGGUGGAGGCGCAGCGCGCGCGGCUGCAGCGCCUCGUGGACUGUGCGGCAAGCUCCGCAAGCUCGGAGCCUCCGCGGGCACUGGACGUGGGCUGCGGCCGCGGGCGACACAGCUUGAUGCUGCUGGAGAUGGGAUUCCAGGUCACGGCAGUGGACCUGGAUGGCGAGGCCUUGGACACACUUCGACAGCGAGAACGCGGCGCCGUGGAGAAGGGGACGCUGAAGAUUCGUUCGAUGGAUCUGGAGGCGGAGGACGUUGGGGCGCUCGGCCACUUCGACGUGCUGCUGGUGGUGAACUACGCCUCCCGGUCCUUGCUCCCGAAGUUGCUGCAGCUGCUAAAGCCCAAAGGGUUGCUGAUCUUCGAGUCCUGGGCUCAGGGGAACGAACACUUCGCCACGCCCAAGGAUGCCGAGGCCCAGCGGCGUCUCCUGAGGGCCAAUGAGCUUUUGGAGGCCACGAGUGACUGCUUCACCGUGUUAGCCUAUUCCCAUGGCCUCCAGGAGGACUAUGAAGGCCGAGAUUGCGUGAAGCAGAUGAUCUGCGCGGAAAAGAGGCCCUGCCCAGGCCGGGCCUCGCCUGUUUCGGAAGCAUCGCGGUGGUGCCUGGGGCGCUUGUUGGAGGUGACUGAUGCAUCCUUCCUGCAGGACUCGGCCUUCGGCCGGGACUGGGUCUGGCAUCGCCCCCAAAGUCUGGGCGUGGCCUUUGGCAUUGAGGACUUGCUGCAGCUUUUGGACGGCUAUGACCCUGAAGCUGCUCAGAAGGAGUACUUGGCAGCGCUCACGUCGGCCUCACCGCGCGGAGCAAGACCCGCCCUCUGGGACGUCUCCAUGGUGCGCCGCCGCGAGAGCACCACGGAGACCUUGAAGCCCCAGGAGGUCCGCGACUUCCUUCGCGCCGCCCAGCUGAAGACCAGCGCCGAUGUGUUGCAACGCGGCGAAGGCUGGACCUUGGUGGUCUCACAGCUGCAGGGAGCUCCUGCCCUUUGCGACCUGCAUCAGAGGCUCUUCGCCGCCACAGGACUUUCUUCCGGCAUCAACGCCUACUUGACCCCUCCUGAUGCCAUCGGAAAGCCGCCCCAUGUGGAUGACCAUGAUGUGCUCGUCUUGCAGCUGGCGGGCUCGAAGACCUGGACCCUCUUGGACGACGCCCGGCAGACGAUCCGCGAGCAGGUGCCAUUGACCAAGGGAGACGUCAUGUACCUGCCACAAGGUAUCCCGCACCAUGCUGCUGCCAUGGCAAGCCAUGAAGCCUCAUUGCACCUGGCGGUGGCCUUGCAUCGCCGGCCCAUGUCCUACAGCAGCGUGCUGGGAGCAUUGGUCACGCUGAGGUUGAUGGACCCUGGAGAUGGCGACCUGCUCCCAGCCGCUUUGGUGGAAGAGAUGGAGGGCCGCAGUCAGAGCUUUGCAGCCUUCGGCGCGCGAGAGCAUUGGAUCAAUCAACUGCUGCCCAUGCAUUUGGCUCUCGUUCGAGCUCUGUCGCCGGAGGACCUCGACGUAGGCCUUCGCCGCGAGUUCUGCGCCGUGCUGCGGCAGCGCAGCAGGGACCUGGCGGAGCUCCUCCGGAGCCCAGGCGCGGACCUGGGCAUGCCCGUGGGCGCGCGGCGGCAGCGAGCCUUGCUGCGGGCCUCUGUGCGAGGUAGCGAGCGGGACUUGGAGGAGGCCGCACAGCUUCCCGAGGAGGACUUUGAAGCCCUGGCGUGUGCCGCCUUUUGGGUCCGUCGCGAGUACGUCAUGGACCCCCGGGGAUGGUGUGGACCCGUGCAUCGUCGAGGUCGGGCGCGAGGUCGAAGACGGGCGUCCAGCCGGUCUUGACGGCGUGUUUUGGGGGGAAUGUGAAGCUCGGAAUGUGAAGCUGUGCUUUUGCACUGUAGCCUUUGGGCAACCUGCUAGCACCGUCAUGAUCAACGAUGGCAUGUAGUCUGACUAGGAUCACUGUAGGCACCAGACUCCUAAGUACUUUGUUGCUUUCAGGCGAGGGAUUUUCUUCCUCCUUUCCAAGGUGUAGAUAAAGUAUAUUCCAUUGUCCCAUUUCGUUCCCAAUCUUGCUGCGUGUUGUGCCACAUGGCCGCCUCAUGAACCAGUACACUCCCCGAAAAAAUCAUGGGGCUAUGGCACUAUGCCAUCCACACAUCCGUGAUUCUUUCAAGGAGUGUGCACAUGGCCUCCUCAUGAAUUCAUAAUAUGGGACACCUGCACAUGUCACAGCCCAGCCAUCCCACCCCCGGCCUGGCCCAAACAGGAGCAACACUUUCGUCAGAGCGGCCCCUCCGGCCCGCUGGGCGGCCCCAGAUCAAGUAUCGAGUGGAUCGGGCGAGAUCAAAGGAUCAAAACACGGUGCAGUGCCUUGCUAAGCCGCCAGCACUUGCGCUUGAACGGUCGCCACUGGCGGGUGAAGGGUGCAGACUCGACUGGUCGACCUAGUGAAGCGUACCCGGCGGGUGAUCCAAAACGCGCGGGGGCAACGCGUGCUUCGGGACGCCGGGACAGUGGGGCAAAGCGUGCUGUCGGGUCCAAUGGUCGGUGGAGAAGGAGAAGGAGAAGGAGGUUCUUGUCGUUUGGAAUGAGAAGAAGAAGAAGAAGAGGAGGAGGAGGAGGAGGAAACACCUAGUCAGUGUGCUGCAUGCCCCGCUGUUUGGUCCAUGUUUGUGGUUGUUUCUUUAAAUCUCAGCUUGC
Messenger RNA from Durusdinium trenchii, 2867 nucleotides. The record is from the annotation of a GenBank genome assembly. NCBI's taxonomy places the organism in Eukaryota, Dinophyceae, Suessiales, Symbiodiniaceae.